AUGUAUCCAUCAAUAGGAAGACACAAUACCGACCUUAGCACAAGUAGCUCUGGCUCUCGUUAUAGCCAGGAAUCUCAAGACUCCCGGAGUACUGCACCUACAUCUAUCCACAGUAAUCCCGGGGCCGUUUCCUCCAAGAAUGGCUACGAGAUGUCACCCGCAACAACCUACUGUGCUCGGUCGUCGACAGAAACCUACGCUUCAACUAUAGCAUCCCAAGAGGAGAUCUCGGAGGAACCAGAUACAUACGACCCCGAAUAUGAAGUCCCCGAGUAUCGAGAGGUCGUUGAGACCAACUUGAACCCUACAAAUCCAUCAAACUUUGCAGACUAUUUCCCCUCGGCAAAACGGCUAUACGUCAGACACGAUGAUACUGCCUACGACGGAAAUAUGAAUUUGCGAGUAGAUACCGAGGCACUUGGUCGAGAGAAAGGAAAUGUACAACUAUUCCACUUGCGCAUGCAUGACCUGAAGAAACGCGAAUUCUCCCUCCGUCGCUACGAGCGUAGCUCAGGUCGAGAAGUCUGCCACUCAAGUCGCAAAUACACCAAGUCCGCCGCAGACCAAAGACCCGCAUUUACCCGUUCUAUGAGCAAUGCCUUUGCAAACAUCAGAAGACCCGACUUCAAGCAUACGAAGUCAGGGCUAUCAACACACGGAACCAAGAGUAGAAAUGAUGUGAAGAGACAAGACAGCGGCUAUGUCUCCAACGAAGAAGAAGAUGAGGACGAAGUCGAGGAGUUCAUUGCCGAGCAGAAGUCAAACGGUCUUCCCAUUCCCACCAAUACCACCAAGCUCGAAUUCUCGAAUUACUCGCAAGUUCUGGUUAAGCGUAGAGGCAAGAAGUCGUCGAGUAAACGAUACGAAUUCGAAUACUGGGGCCACACAUACACCUGGAAGCGUGUAGUGGAGAAAGAUGGUGCCGGAAAGGCCGUCUCGUAUCACCUAUUCAAGGGCGAAAGUACCCACGCAGUAGCACAUAUCGUUCCUGAGAUGCGCUCGCUGUCUCAGAUCCGCGCUGAGGAUGCGGCGGGAGGAUGGGUGCCUCCAUGCUCGAUGUGGAUCAGCGACCACAGCGUGCUGGAGGCACUGACUGACGUUGCAGAGGUCGUCGUGGCUACAGGUCUUAUCGCCUUAGUAGAUGAUUGUAUCAAACAUCACUUUCACUCCAAGAAACACUCGCAUCAAGUCAGCGUACCCCUCACGCCGCUAAAAUACGAGGUGAAGUUUGUGAGUCCGAAAGCGAUGGUUCAGCACAUUUUCAAGCGCAAGAACUCAUCGACAUCGGAAGGAAAAAAGAGUCCGCUCAGCCAGACUAGUUUCGGCGCUGCUUGUUAG
This is a messenger RNA of Lachnellula hyalina, 1338 nucleotides long. RefSeq lists its product as uncharacterized. Lineage: Eukaryota; Fungi; Ascomycota; Leotiomycetes; Helotiales; Lachnaceae. The record is from RefSeq and is a predicted model, not a curated record. Bases 1 to 1338 code for a protein of 445 amino acids. The transcript has 2 exons.